AUGGCUGACCAAGACACCAAUGCCGUGCGUGCGGACGGCCGCGACAAGCAGCCCUGUGUGGCCAAGCCACUCCUCACAAGAGUCCUGUACACACUGGCUGUCAAUGCCAUGCAGCUCGUGGUCGUCGGCCCUGCCAUGGCGAUGCGGCACUGGAAGCAGCGCCGCAGCCCGCCCGACGACUACCCGACCCUCAUCAAGACAUACCCAUCGCGCCCUCGCCUGCCCGUCCGCAUCUUCUUUCCAGCCGCCUACGAUCGCCAGUCGCAGUCACCGCUUCCUCUCCUGCUCAGCAUCCACGGCGGCGGCUUCGUCGUCGGUGACCCCUCCGACAACGAUGCCUGGAACCACCUCUUUGCCAACCAGCAUAACGCCCUGGUGGUCGCCGUCAACUACGCCAAGGCCCCGGCGAACCCUUUCCCUGGCCCACUCUCAGACCUCGAGGCCCAGAUCAACGCCGUCUUCGCCGACGAGGAGCUCAAGCCCCACAUCGACCCCGCCAAGGUCGGCCUUGUGGGCUUCUCGGCCGGUGGGAACUUGUGCCUCACCAUCAGCCAGUUCCCCUCCAUCAGGGAGAGGAUCACCGCCGGCAUCGUCCCCAUCUACCCCGUUACUGACCUCAGCAUCACUCCCCAGCAAAAGGCUACCACGAGGCACUACAAGACAGCCCUGCAUGGUGCCCGUGGCACGACCAGGGACCCCCUGCUGGCCCUUGCGGAUGCUUUCGACUGGUCCUAUAUCCCCGUCGGCCAGAACCUCCGCGAUCCGUUGCUGUCGCCCGUCUACGCGGAUCGGAGUGCGCUUCCCGAGCGCGUCUGGAUCAUCGGUUGCGAGCUGGAUAUGCUUGGCCAUGAGGCCUGGCGCCUGGCGUGUCGGCUGACUGGGAGGCAGGUCCCAGGGCUGGACCAGCGGAUUGGCCAGGAGGCGCCUGAGGCGAGCGGCAAGCUGGGAGCGCUGAUCACCACGGGUGACCAGAGGUUCGCGUGGGAGGAGAAGAACCGGGAUGGGGAGGUCAAGUGGCUGUGUAUUGCCGAUGCUGGCCAUGGGUUCGACAUGCCGGGGGCCAUGGGAGCGGAUGAGAAGACGAGCGAGGAUGGGUUGCUGAAGAGGGACGAGAUCAUCAGGCUGGCUGGGGAGUGGCUCUUCCGUCAGUGA
This is a messenger RNA of Diaporthe amygdali, 1152 nucleotides long. RefSeq names its product lpha beta hydrolase fold protein. NCBI's taxonomy places the organism in Eukaryota, Fungi, Ascomycota, Sordariomycetes, Diaporthales, Diaporthaceae. The record is from RefSeq and is a predicted model, not a curated record. The transcript has a single exon. Gene Ontology annotation, molecular function: hydrolase activity. Bases 1 to 1152 code for a protein of 383 amino acids.